Peronospora matthiolae is the source of this 3345-nucleotide messenger RNA. Lineage: Eukaryota; Oomycota; Peronosporomycetes; Peronosporales; Peronosporaceae. The record is from the annotation of a GenBank genome assembly.
AUGUUCCUGCGCGACAAAGAGCUUGCCCGUGGAGGCAAAAGAAGCGGCCAAAGCGAUCGCAAACGCGUGCUGCAUCUGGCGAGAGAGCGGAGGAAGGCAAGGAUACAAAGACAGGAGCUGGAGAUAGCAGCGCAGCACAUACAUAGGUUUGUCCGCGGACGACUCGCUGCUCGCCGCUUGCGGACUCAGAUGCGCGUCGAAUACGAUCAGAAAUUGAGCGAUAUUGAUCAGUUGAAGGUCAUUUUGCAGCUGCAUGACAUGGCGCUGCCUUAUGGAUCACUUUUUGAACUGCUUCGUUUAGUGGUGUUUUUCUAUACGGGAAGCUCUGAAGACGCCGAGAGGCUGCUGAGACUUAGUGCGCUAUUUUCCGACUCGUUUUCUGCUUCUUCUGAUGGGGUCAACGAUGCAGGAGAGGUGCAGAGAGACUGGCUUUUGAGACGACUCAUCGAUUUGUGUCUGCAGUGUGACUCGGUGUUGUCCACUGACGUAAAAGUCUCAGUGGGAUUCAAGACUGUGCGGUAUUUAGUAGAGGCGGUACCAGAGAUGCAGCGAUACUUGCUGUGUGGCCAAUUGCUCGUGAUUCACCCGAUGGAACGAGCUCGAAAGAUGCUGUACAGUGAAUUGGAUAGCGCUCCAGUGAUGCAGAUUGUGCGACAGGGGUUGAUUCGCGCACGAAACUAUCUCCCUAUCACAUAUCGUAUACAGGAGUCUCGAUAUUGCAACGUUCUGGUAGAUUUUGCGGAGCAUCUUCUCAAGACAACUAGCGGGAUUCUUGAGCAGUUUGUAAUGGAAGUCUUUUCAGUGCCAAUUUUGAACCAGUUGGUUGGCGUCGACCGGCUGCUCAAAGUUGCAAACGUGUCGUUAUGGGACAGACUUCUCAGUGCAGGACUUCACAUGUCAGUGUUUGACUUUCCUGCUUCACCUGUUGCUGGGAUUACGUCUGAGGCAUGGUUUCUGGGCAAUGUCCUAUGGAUUUCUGACCGGGUGGAGAAUAAAACGGACCACAUUGUGCUAAAGGAAGUCCAGCUCCUCUCGAAAUUGCUUCAAUCCGUACCACCCGCAACAUAUGCUGCAUCAGGAGUAGCUGUAACCUGGACGAAGAUUUUGGUAAACGAUCAGUACUUGCGAUCAAUGUGCAACCAUCUCCUUCCGUUUUGUCCGAGUGCUCUUCGCUUUCCAUUGGCAACUCAAAGGCCAAUACCGAUGUAUCCUGAGGCGCCUACGAGUGCGGAACAAUUUGGUUUCGGCGACAUUGCGUCAACAUCAUCAUUGUCCGUUUCGCUGUCAGUGACAUGGGAAAAGAUGAAGUCGAUUGGGAAGGCCACUUGGGCUCGAAGUAUACUCGAAAAGGCUGGGCUACGACGAAGGCGGGGAAGUAACGAAGACUUUGUAGGUGGAGCAUCAGAUCUCCGGAACACCACUAAGGAGGCAUGCCAAAUGGCUGCAAAGGGUGUGGUUUGUCCGACUGAGGCCACGGACAUCCAGCGGGCUGGAAGUUUGAAGCUAGCUGAAUGCUCUCAGUCGUUUUUUCCGGAAAAUGUGAAGGCCUUAUCGUAUCUUUGUGGCACAUUCCUAUUCCGAUGGGGAAACAAUGGCUGGAGGCAGCGAUCUUACUCGAUGCGUCUACUCAACACACUGGCUUUCUAUCAUGUCGAGGUUGCUGAAAGUGGUGCGAGUGUUCAGAACGUAUCCUUUGUACGUAUGCUGUGGUGUGUGUUGCAAGACACCGAAAGGUUUGAGGACUUCAUCAAGAAUAUGGAUUUGUUGCAUGCUCGAAGUUCAGAUUCGUAUUUGUGUAUGUUGGCGCUAUUUUUCAUGUGCUACGAACAUCUUCUGGUUGUCGUGGAUGAUGAAGAGAUGUACGAGCAAGAAUAUCCGCUUCCCCUCUGCCAGAUUGAGCGUAUUGUUUUAAGCCUAAAACAUGCGCUUUAUGAGGCAUAUUGGACGUAUGGUGAUCUAACUCCGUCUUCGGAAUCAGUCACAUUCGGUAUGUUUGUCGUUGAGGCGGGUACCCAUUUAAUGAGAGUGCUGUACAGUCGAUGCUCUCGUCGGCCUUUUUGCAACGUCUCGAGCUGGAUUAUUGCGGAUCUCGAUAGUCAUCAGCUCAUAGAAGAAGUUUUGCAAGGCACGCCUCGAGCCAACAAGCUGAUCCAGUCGAUGCCGUACAUUGUGCCGUUUCCUGACCGAGUUAAGCUCUUUCAGCGCUUAGUCAAGGCUGACAAAGAGAUCCACCAAAAUCAAGGUUGCUCAGUGUACCGCAUCCGCAUCCGUCGUGAUGCUGUCCUGGAAGACGGUUUGAGGAAACUAAAUACGAUCUGCACAAGCCUGAAAAAGCGAAUUAAUGUGGUUUUCGUGAACUCAGCCGGUCGCGAAGAAGUCGGCAUCGAUGCUGGAGGACUGUUCAAAGAGUUUUGGGAAGACCUGGCAACUCUAGCAUUUGAUCUGCAAUACGGGCUUUUCUUGACGACCCACGAUGAGCUGUUGUAUCCCAACCCCAACUCCGCCUCAAGUCAUUUCACGCGCGAAAGCGAUCACCUGACGCUAUUCCAGUUCGUUGGUCGGAUACUUGGAAAGGCUUUGUAUGAAGGCAUUGUGGUGCAGCCAAAGUUCGCGCACUUUUUUCUUUCCAAGCUGCUGCAUUCAUUCAAUCAGCUGAACGAAUUGCCAUCCCUGGACCCUGAAAUUUAUAAGAAUCUGAUGUUUCUGAAGUCGUACGAUGGUAAUAUCGAGGAUCUUGGCCUGACACACACUGUCGUUCAAGAUGCAUUUGGGGAGCAAAAGGAGAUUGAGAUCAUUCCAGGAGGAGGCAACGUGGCCGUUACGAACCGAAACAAGACGCGCUACAUCCACUUGGUUGCGAACUACUACCUCAACACCCAAACGCGCGAACAGUGCUCAGCGUUUCGCUCGGGUCUAUCCGACCUCAUCAACCCGCGCUGGCUCCAGAUGUUCAACGAGCCCGAGCUCCAGGUGCUGAUCUCGGGCAAGAGCGGCAAGCUCGACGUCGAGGAUCUCCGGGUCAACACCCGGUAUGCUGGCGGCUACUAUGCUCUCGAUAAACGGGUGACGUGGCUGUGGCAAGCAGUCGCAAGCUUCACACCUUCCGAGCAAGCGGCUUUCUUGCGCUUCACAACGAGUUGCCAGCGCGCGCCGUCGCUUGGGUUCGCCUCGCUCACGCCUCAAUUUUGCGUGCAGAAGGUCCCGAUUCGACGCGAUGACGAGUUGCUGCCGAGCUCGUCGACUUGUUUCAACGUAUUGAAAUUGCCCACCUACUCGUCGUACAAGGUGCUUCGCGCGAAGCUGCUCACCUCCGUGUCAUCGAACGCCGGGUUUGAAAUGACGUGA